Caenorhabditis remanei is the source of this 2235-nucleotide messenger RNA. RefSeq lists its product as uncharacterized. The transcript has 8 exons. The record is from RefSeq and is a predicted model, not a curated record. Gene Ontology annotation, biological process: carnitine metabolic process; fatty acid metabolic process. Gene Ontology annotation, molecular function: carnitine O-palmitoyltransferase activity. Bases 1 to 2235 code for a protein of 744 amino acids. NCBI's taxonomy places the organism in Eukaryota, Metazoa, Nematoda, Chromadorea, Rhabditida, Rhabditidae. Gene Ontology annotation, cellular component: mitochondrion.
AUGUCGUCCAAGAAGACCGUCCGUCCUCCGUAUCCCCUACCUACCAAGUUCCCAACACCACUUGAACAGGCAUCUUAUAAGACUUAUAAUUGGUUCGAAAACCGUCUUUGGCCUGUGAAACCUCUUCCAUUCGUCGCCACUACCGUGGCCCUUGCUGCCACUCUCCACUACAAAUAUCCAGAAAAUGCGAUUCUUGACGUCCUCCCAAAGUUCUCUUCUGAAGCUGCUGAAAUUGCCAAAACAGCGUUAGUGUCUGCAAUUGGAACCUACGCAGGAGUAUUCACACUUCGAAAACUUCUCAAGUAUUUCUACUUCUCCUACAAGGGAUUCCUGUUUGACAACCCAAAGAAGCCGUCUCUCAAAACUAAAAUUUGGGGUAUCGUUCGUCACAUUCUCUCGAUUUCUCCACCAAUCCUGGAAUCAUGUGAUACUCUUCUCCCAAAUCUUCCAGUACCUGCACUCAAGGAUACCAUCUCCGAGUAUCUUGACUCAAUGAGACAUAUUCUUUCUGAUCAGGAACUUGAGACAAUUACUAAACAGGCUCAAGAUUUCUUGGAGAAUGAAGGAAAGACACUUCAGAGAUACACAAAUCUCUAUUCCCUUUUCACUGACAACUACGUCACCUCAUUCUGGCAGAAAUAUGCGUAUCUUCAUGGAAGAUAUCCACUUCUUAUUAAUAGCAGUGUUGCUCAUUGUGAUCUGCUGAAAGACAAAGAUGCCACCAGAGCUCACCGAGCCGCUCGUGUCACCUGGAUUGAGGUUAUGUCUCAUCUUGCAGUGGAUCGCCAACAAUACAAACCUCUCGGUGAUGGAUUGGUGUGUACUAGACACUACAAGAAUAUGUAUGCAGUGACAAGAGUGCCAGGAGAAGAGAUUGAUCAAUUGAAACUUCAUGGAGUACAGAAGCAUAUUGUGGUGGUGUUACGUGGAAAGUAUUAUAAGAUUCAUGUGGUGGAUGACAAGAAUAACAUUUAUAAUAUUGAACAGUUGACUAAAAUCUUCCACGAAAUGAUUUCACGUGAUGAGAAAGAUGAUGGAGUCAUUGGAAAAGUUGCUGCAUUGACUCAUGAUUCGAGAGAUUCAUGGUGCAAGAAUCGUAAAAAAUACUUCCUUGAAAACGAGACAAAUUUUAAAAUUCUCCAAGAAAUCGAAAGUGCAGUGUUCUUUUUGACUCUUGAUGAAGAUGAUGACUAUGGUUAUGACCCCGAGAGACCAGAAGUUCUCAACAACUUCCUGUCCAACACACUUUCUGGAGAUGGAGCUAAUCGAUGGGUGGACAAGUCUCUCAACUACAUUUGCUCGAAGAAUGCUCGUUGCGGAGGAACUACAGAACAUUCUAUUGCUGAUGGAGCAGAGUUUGAUCAUAUUAUGGAGAACUUUGUGUAUGUUGAUUUGGAGAUUUUGAAGUAUCAAUCUGUGGAAGAGCAAGAGAAAAUGGCUAUCAUAAAGAAUGAUGAGGGAAAAACUUUGAAGCUCGCAACUCCGUUGAACUUUGAAGUUCCAGAUGAGGAGAUGCUCACUGAAAUCACUCGAUGCUACGAAGCUCAUCAAGUCUCUAAGAAUGAUCUCGAUCUCUUUGCUUUGGCAUUCCGUGACUUUGGAAAAGGACGCAUAAAGAAGUGCGGAGUCUCUCCAGAUGCAUUCAUCCAAAUGGCUAUCCAGCUGGCAAAUUAUAGAGAUCAAGGAAAGUUUGUGCUCACUUACGAGCCAGCUUCUGCUCGAUUCUUUGCAAAUUCAAGAACUGAAACAUUGAGAACAGUCAAUGAUCAUUCAUGUGCAUUUGUUGAGGCAAUGUUGAAUGAAAAUGAAUCUAAAGACGCAAAAAUUGCUCUGUUGAAAAAAGCAUGUGAAACUCAUGUUCUCCGGAAUAAGAAGUGUAUGGUUGGACAAGGAGUCGAUCGUCAUCUCUUCGUUCUUUAUAUUCUCUCACAAGGAACUGGAACUCCAAGUCCAUUCCUAGACAACUACAUCUCACAGAAAUGGAAGCUCUCCACUUCUCAUGUUCCAAAUGUAACAAACCAAUGCGAUGAGGACACUGAUCCAAAUAACACUUGGCUUGGAGCUUGCUUCGGAGCAGUGGCAGCUGAUGGAUACGGUAUCUGUUAUCGUUUCGGUGGAAACCACGGAAUCUUUGCUAACAUCACCAGCUACCGUUCGGCAGCCAAUACCGAUUCAACAAGAUUUGCGAAGCUUCUUGCUGAAUCUUUCCAUGAACUCUCCAAUCUUUUUGUUUAA